This is a messenger RNA of Aspergillus saccharolyticus JOP 1030-1, 1419 nucleotides long. Its product is annotated as ACT domain-containing protein. Gene Ontology annotation, biological process: regulation of intracellular signal transduction; cellular response to L-arginine. The transcript is spliced from 3 exons. The coding region runs from base 1 to 1419 and encodes 472 amino acids. Lineage: Eukaryota; Fungi; Ascomycota; Eurotiomycetes; Eurotiales; Aspergillaceae. The record is from RefSeq and is a predicted model, not a curated record. Gene Ontology annotation, cellular component: cytosol.
AUGGAGCAAUCUUUGUCUCUGAUCUCUGCCCAGGUCCAGUUCAUGGAAGAUCGACUGGCCCUGGUGCAUAUCCCACUCGAUCUCUACCCGUUCUUCCUCAACCCAAUCCUGCAGGUGCUCUUUCACGAGGUAUCUCCGAUCGCGGAGGGUCGAACCGAAGGCCAGGAUUUCGGUCGUGCCGAGACGCCUAGACAUACGCAGCCCGCAUUCCUGAACCUCUCUAUCACUCCGGUGGAAUGCUCAAUUAUGUGUCCAAGACAGCUUGCCAACCAGUACUUUGCCCCCCUGGUCGAUAGGUUUCUUCGCAACAAUUCGUCUGGCCAGAGUCGCCUCUCGAUCAGCCACGAUGAUUUCAUUGCCAUGCAGGUGUACGGCGAGGGUCUGGAAGCUGGCCAGCGGGUCCUUGAGCUCACCCGGCCGCUGGCCAUGGCUGGAAUCUCCAUCUUCUUCAUCUCGACCUACUUCUCGGAUUACAUCAUUGUUCCCUUGCGCAGCAAGACUCAAGUGAUUGAAGCGCUGGAAAAGCGUGGCUUCCAGUUCGAACUGUCAACGGAGGCGUUCAUCAACAACAACAAUCAAGCCCAGUAUAGCAGCUGCUUCAGUCCUAUCUCUUCUCGUUCAGCAAGCAGUUUGAAUUCUCCUCCGGCUACGCCGCCGCCGUCAUCUCUAGAUGAGCUUCAGGUCCGCACGUUCUCAUCGCUGCGCAAGAAUCACAUCGUACCCUCCGUCGACCGUUCACUUCGCCUGGUACAUUGCGCUGCCCAUCAUCAAUUCAGCAGCGAUACCAGCUCUAUCGAGAUUCUCCGAGAGGCCCUGACUACUACUUUGAUUGUGGACAAGCCACGGUUCCUUUCACUCACUUUGACAGCUGCUGAUCCCGCGGCAUCGCUUCUCCUGGAAAAGCGGCUCCUUCCUCGGUUUUCCCACGGAAACUCUGUCACCACAGAUGAGGAGGAUGAGUCUAGCCUGCUUCUUGGAUCCAAGGAGGAAAUCCUAGUUCCCAUCAUGCUGGAUCUCCGCAAGCUUCCCCUUGAAGCGACAGGUAUUGUUUGUGGCGUCGCUAGUCGACUGGCCGAUGCUACACAUGCGCGGGACGAAGAGGACACCGACGUAUCGACCUUCUUGUCUCGCUCCUUCCACGGUUCCGGCACUUCCCUCGACAGCGCAUUCAAGCCUUUCCUCUCCUCCAGCUGGGGAUCCGGUGGACCAGUGCGGCCCCUUGGGCUUGAUGCCAACAUUCUAACUCAUCGCCUACAGCCUGACAUGGACCUACCCAUGGAUGCCGUGGAGAUUAGCUUCCUGAGCACCGCUCGUGCGGGCACCAUUCUGGUUGGCGAGCAUGAGCUGCACCGUGCCGUGGAUGCCUUGGAGGCGGAAAGCCACGAACCCGAGACUAUAAUUGAGGCUCUUGAGAUUUAG